AUGGGGAGGCAGGCGGAGGACAGCGGUGGCCCCCUCCCUGCCGCUGCCUUGGGUGGGCUGCUGCGGCCGCUGAGGACGCCCACGUGGAGUCUCUUGCUCAGCCCAGCACCAGCUCAGCACCAGCUCAGCACCUCCUCUGUGCCCCUGCACCAGGCACACAAGCCCUCUACCGCCCAAGGCUCUCACCUGGCAGUUCCAGCAUCAGCCCGUGGGCCCCUCCCAGGUGGUCCCACGACCCCCCAGGAAGCCCCCAGCAUCACAGCAGAGAGGGGACUCCUGGUUGGGCAAGAUGGUGGGGGCGAGGCUGGCAUGGUGGUUCAGCUGCAUCUCUCUCGCCAGGAUCUCGCCACCUUGGAUGUUACCAAGUUGAUGGCACUUUCACACCAAGUUAUCAGCAGACAAGCCACAAUUAACAUAGGUACAAUUGGGAAAUCCACAAAUGUAAAAGCUAUUUCUGGAGUUCAUACUGUCAGGUUCAAAAGCAAAAUGAAAGAAAUAUUUAGUCAUCUUAGAUAUGCUAAUGCUAAGAAUUAUAAACUUGAUGCCCCAAGUAAUCCUCGGCAGGAGUGUUACAGAUCCUGUGGAAGUAACCCCCAUGGGUCUCCUACAGACGGUCCAGGGACCAGAGGGGGCUUCAAGUCAGCCAGGCACGUCUCCUGUGUUGACUGCUGCGACGUGGCACUGUGCGGCACUCAGGGACGCAGCUUUUCUGUGGGCGGCUGGUAUGAAUCUUGCCCUCAACCUCAGACUCCCCAACACCUGGCUGCUAUAGAAAUCAUGAAACUGAAGCAUAUUUCAACUUUAAAAAAUAAAACUGAUUUGGUAAAAGAGUCAGCUAAAGAGCAGUGUGAACAGAUCCUUGCAUGUGUACGAGGUACAGUAGCAGAAGGAGCUCCCCUUAUUCCAAUUUCUGCUCAGCUGAAAUACAAUACUGAAGUUGUCUCUGAGCACAUGAAAAUUCUGGUACUCCCAAGCGACUUUCCUUCAGAACCCCGACUCAUGGUUAUUAGGUCCUAUGUCAAUCAACCUGGCUGGGAAGUAGAGGACUUUAAGGGAGGUGUAGCUGGUGGUAGAAUUCUGAAAGGGAUACUAAAGGUGGGCCAGGAGAUAGAAGUCAGACCUGGUAUUGUUUCCAAAGAUAGUGAAGGAAAACUCACGUGUAAACCAAUCUUUUCCAAAAUUGUAUCACUUUUUGUGGAAAAUAAUGACCUUCAGUAUACUGUUCUAGGGGGUCUUACUGGAGUUGAAAGGAAAAUUGAUCCCACUUUGUGCUGGGCUAACAGAAGAGUGGGGCAGGUACUUGGUGCAAAAGUAAAGUUGGAGCUUACUGAGGUCUUCAUAGAAUUGGAAAUUUUCUGUUUCCUGCUGAAACAGCUUCUAGGUAUAUACCCUGAAGGGGACGAGAAAGCAGCAAAGAUGCACUCUAAGAAUGAAGUGCUCCUGGUGAACACAGGAUCCCUGUCAAUGGGAGGGACAGUUAGUGCCAUCUAGGCCGAUCUGGGAAAAAUCGUUUUGACUAGUCCUGUGUGCACAGAAGUAGGAGAAAAAACUUCCCUUAGCUGAAGAGUUGAGAAACACUGGUGUUUAAUUGGUUGGGGUCAGACAAGAACGGGAGUGACAAUCAAGCCAACAGUGGCUGAUAACUGA
Molecule: messenger RNA, 1647 nt
Organism: Galeopterus variegatus (Sunda flying lemur)
Lineage: Eukaryota; Metazoa; Chordata; Mammalia; Dermoptera; Cynocephalidae
Gene: EIF2S3
Product: eukaryotic translation initiation factor 2, subunit 3 gamma, 52kDa
Biological process (GO): formation of translation preinitiation complex; positive regulation of translational fidelity
Cellular component (GO): cytosol; eukaryotic translation initiation factor 2 complex
Molecular function (GO): translation initiation factor activity; tRNA binding
Source: RefSeq, a predicted model, not a curated record